Dovyalis caffra is the source of this 303-nucleotide messenger RNA. The record is from the annotation of a GenBank genome assembly. NCBI's taxonomy places the organism in Eukaryota, Viridiplantae, Streptophyta, Magnoliopsida, Malpighiales, Salicaceae.
AUGGAAGGGGUUGCAAAGACUAGAAAGGAGAUACGGGACAAUGAAUCAUGCAGGGAGAAAAAAGACCCAGCCAAGCCUGGUCGGGAGUCUGUGGUGUUUGACCCUUCUCCUAAGUCAAAAUCGGUGUCAACAGAGAACUUGAAUAUCCCAUUACGAUCUACCUCCAGUUCAUUGCAUGGUUUUGAUAGGGUGAAUAAAGUGGAAGAUUCUUCAGUCUUUGCAUUGAUGAUGAAGAGGAGGUCAUUGAGGGACAGAUGGGGUUUUACUGGCUUUCGCAACUAUAGCUUGGAUGCCGCCGUGUAG